AUGAGCAGGAGGUUGCGCAGCGGACGCAACUACGACGCAUCCAAGGUUCCUACCGCCCCCAAGAGGCGGGCCGAUAAGCGCAUGGCUCCGAAAACAGCCAACCGCGUGGAACCCGAGACGUCGAACAAGACCACUGAUGAGCAAGCGAUUGUACCAGCGAGAAGAGUACAGCUCACCUUUGGCACCAUGCCCCAAGGCGCAAGAGAGCCUGGCGAGCGCAUGGUAGUGCUGGGUGUCGGGAAGCGCCAGGGAAUAGCCUUCGCCGACACCGAGGGAGUCAAGUUAUCUCCCUCGGCCUAUGUGGCCCUCACGCAACGAGCCCCACCUAUCCGGAAGGUGUUGAGCUGGCCGUUGCCGAUUAAAGAGACCCGCCGAGAAGCGGAUGCCCCCAUGAACAGGGAAGCGACCUCAGAACAGAGCGUCGAACUCGUCGAGCGAGCGUCGGUCGAGCAGACAAGCGCUCCCGCAUAUGCUGACGACCAGCGAGCAACUUCGGAAGUCCCUACGACCCCCAACAUAGGCGCGGAAAGUAGGAGGGAAUCGGACGACGAGAUAUUCGUAACGGCUAGGACGAGCCGUGUACUAAAUGAGAGCAUCGUCCUGGAUGAUGACGGCAAGCCCGUGUUAGCGCAAUAUAUAGUUAUUGAUGAGAAGGAAAGCGAGACACCUUCCAAGAAUAGUAAGCGCAAGCGUACCCGCCGUAAGUCUAAGGGUAAAGGCAAGGAAAAAGAGCUGGACAUCAGUGUCAGCACCGAAUCCAAGUCUACGGCUAAUCAUGAGGGCCUCACCUGGGACGAAGAGGUACGCCGAGCCAAUGGCAACAACGGGGGCCCAGGCGAUGUUGAGGAACUACCAGACGUUAGCGACUGGGUUAAUCCUAACUGGUCACAAUCGGAUUACAUACCCACGAGUGAAGGAGAUUGUACCGAAGCUGAAAGCGGAAACGGAAGCGUUGAAGUAAACGCGCUGAUAUACGAGCUGGCGGAUGAGUACGCAUUUGAUGAUGAGGAGUAUGCAUCAGUACUCCGGAACCUGAGGAGCUCCGAAAGGUCAGAAAGCACUCACAGUCAGACGAGGGGGGCUGGACCAUCGAGACAACCGCGCGUUACAAUCGAGGAAGUCGAUAGCGGGUCAGAGGACACGACAACAAGUUGCACCAGGUCACACAAGAGUAAGGGAAAGGCGAAGGCUAAGGCUAAAGGCAAGAAGAGGAAACGUCCUAGCCUGGGAGCCGCAUUGGAUGACCUAGAAGGGACGCGAGAGCGUCACGUACGACGAACAGACCCCCAAAGCACGCCAAACGCAUACAGGGGCGGGGGAUACCUGGAGGGUAUCAUAGAAUCAACCCCGGCUAGGAAGACUAGUAAGACAACCCGAACGGAUAUGGGGAAGGCCAGUGAACCCAGACGCAAGGAACAACGACGGGAGCGGUCGACUGAGAGAAGGCCCCCGUCACCAUCUGAAUCAUCCAAGUUGUCAGAGACGGAUAGCGAUGAGACUGAAUCCACGCAUACAAGCAGGUAUGGAGGUGGGGGACCUCCAGAUCCAUCAGAUAGUGGAUCCGAAACAGCCGACUCGUCCGACUCAAGCUGGACCGAAUCGUCGGCACGAUUGCGCGAUGAUAACCGUCGGAGGAAUAGACGGCUGGAGGAAUUAGUCGCGAAGCUCAAGAAGCAAAACAAGAAACUUGAGCGAAAGGUGGUCACGCAAGCGCGAUCAGGAUACAAGGCACAGUCACCCAAGACGUAUAAGGGCGAAGCGGACAUUGACAAGCUGGAUAUGUUCAUAUUCAGUUACGACCUAUACGUCAGUGAUACUAGAUUGAGCAACAGCAAGGCAGUGCUCACUGUCAGCCGAUUCCUGGACGACAAGGCCGCGUCUUGGUACAUGUUGAACGUUGCACCGGACCCCGGAAGCUACUCAAUGGAAUCAAUAUAUGUCGGACUAUAUGACUACUGCUUCCCACCAGAUUUCAAGGACGACAUGAGGAAGUUGUAUAAUGAAAAGAAGCAGGGAGAUUUGGGCGUGCAAGAUUAUUUUGCCAAAUUGGCUCGCUUACGAAGACGCUUACGGGAAGUCACAGACCACCAACAUGUGCUGAGAGUUUGGGACGGUGCAGCCCAAUAUAUUAAAGUGGGAUGGGCACUCAAAGGCAUGAGACCGGAAGCGACUACAUGCAAAACAUUGCGAGAAACAGCGCUGGACAUAGAGCGCGCGCACAAGUACAAACGGUCAAUUGAGAAAUCGGGAAAUGACAAAUCGGGAUCAAGAAGGAACCGAUCGCGUAGUCCUUUGCAAAAGCAUGACCGUGCUUCUAAUUACAAGAACCCGGGGGACAAUCAAAGCGGCGGAAACCGCGGCGAUAACAAAGGGACUGGAUACAACAGUAACAGUAACGGUAACCGGCAGAACAAGCGCCCGAACGAAUACAUGCGCGGCGGACAGGCAAAAGGCCGCGACGGACAGGAGAACCAGCGAAGAAAACUUACCGACGAGAAGAAAGCUGAAUUGAGGGCGGCUGGGCUCUGUUUUGAAUGCGAACAAUCGGGUCACCUGUCCAAGGACUGCCCGAAGUUCCACAAGGCCAAACCAUCGCAUGUCAACGCGAACGCGGUUAAAGUACGCCCCAAGAGCAAGGUCAGGGUGUCGUCAGUCAUGCUCAAAGAGCUAGACGAACUCACCAGGCUGAAGGAAAAAAUCGAAAUCAACGUAGUGGGCGUCGGGCGGAAGAACAAAGAGCCGGGACCGAAACAUGUUGAGCGAAACGCUAUCAAGGUUAAGGACCACACAAGGAAGGUCCCGAACACGCUGAUAGUUGAAGCCAAGCUCGAAGGCGAGUCCGUUCGCGUACUGCUAGACUCGGGGUGCCAAACUGACAUAGUAUCCACUACCAUUGUUGACCAACUCAGGUUACCGAAAGUGAAACUCACGAAACCGCUGCAAGUACAGUUGGCAAUGGCAGGGUCGCGAGGGACACUACAUUAUGGUGUAAAAGCUAGAAUAGAAUACCAAGGAAUUGAUGAGUAUCAAGAUUUCGAUGUGGGGAAUUUAGACAACUACGACUUGAUAAUGGGAACACCAUUCCUAUUCCAACAUAGCGUACGACUAAGUUUCAACCCAUACGGGGUAUACAUCGGGUCUACAAAAUCCCUACCACUCGACGGGGAGCAAGUAAUACAGAUUAAUUCGUUGUCCGCGGACAUCGUCGGACUGCGGAUGGCUGAACUGCGUGACAUGCUCAGAGACAAAGCGGCGAAUGUGUGCAAGCCCAAGGACGGUAAUACACCCCUACCACCUUUCCGAGCAAUAAACCAUCGCAUACCAUUGAUAGACGAGCAGAAAACAUACCGUUUCAGGCCCUCGAGAUGCCCGGAGGCGCUGAAAGGACAAUUCAAGUCUAAGGCAAGAGAAUACUUGGGAUCGGGUCAAUGGAAGCAUAGCACCGGCUCAAACGCAAUACCAAUGUUAUUCAUACCCAAGAAGAAAGACGGAAGUAUUGAGCUACGCACCGUGUUAGACAAGCGCGAACAAAACGCGAAUACGGUGAAAAUGGCAUCACCAUUGCCGUUACCCAAAGAUAUCCUCGCCAAAGUCAGUAGGCAUAAGUAUCGAACGCUACUGGACGGGAAGGACGCUUACGAGCAGAUUCGGGUGGUACCCAAAGACGUGCAUAAGACGUUGUUCCACACGCCUAUGGGGACUAUGGUUAGUCACGUAAUGCAGCAAGGGGACUGUAACGCGGGCGCGACAUACCAAGCGCUGAUGAACCAUAUCUUUGCGCCGUAUAUAGGAGUAUUCAUGUUCGUAUACCUUGACGACAUAGUAAUAUUCUUGGAUACGUUAGAAGAGCAUGUGAAACACAUACGUACCAUAUUGGGAGUACUCAAACGCGAACGGCUCUUCCUGAGCCCAAGUAAGAUGCAAUUCCUAGCUGAAGAAUUGCGUAUACUGGGGCAUAUAGUUGACGAGAAGGGGAUCAGAAUGGACCCGCAUAAAGUCGACUCGGUGUCCAAGUGGAAGACGCCUGAAUCAAAAGAACAAUUAGCUAGCUUUCUAGGUGCGGUUGGAUACCUAGCACCGAACUGCCCAGGUAUUCGCAUACCAAUGGCGCCGUUGGCUAAGAGAGCGAGUGGCGACACACCAUUCAGAUGGGGAGGCACCGAGGAACGUGCCUUCCGUGACACGAUUAAAUUGGUGGAAGAGUUCCGUGAUAGACAUCGCGUGGCGCUCAAAUACGGCAAGAACGAGCCACCUAUAUACCUAAUUACAGACGCUAGCUUGACAGGGGCGAGCGGACUAGUAAGCCAAGGCAAAGAGUGGCAAACGGCGCAAGUAGCCGCGUUCUGGUCCGCCAAGUUCACCACGGCUCAACAGAACUACUCAGUCACGGACCGGGAAGCGUUAGCUGUGGUGUGCUCACUAGAUAAAUUCGGACCGUUACUACAUGGGGUCGAGUUUACGAUACUCAGCGACCACAAGGCGCUCGAGUACCUACAGACUCAGAAGGAUCUCAACCCGCGACAGGUACAAAUGGCGGAGAAACUGAGUCAAUUCAAUUGCACAAUUAAAUACAUUGAGGGAUCAAAAAACGUCCUCGCGGACGCUCUAUCGCGGAUGUAUAGUGAGGACAAGAAAGGCACUGAGCGUGCAGAGAGCAAGUUCGUGCCAGACUACGAGGAGGAAGACGGCAUACGGGACGCGCGUGCGCGUAACCAAUCAGUGACCCGACCAGUAGUAACCGGGAUGGCGGCCAAGGUGGCGAGCGAGAGCCAGACCACGUCGGCAGGUGUCCGACGGAACCCGGAGCGCAAAAGAGUGGCCCCGGUUUGCUACGACCCGGAAAUACCGGGAAGAGCGGGGCAAAGGACCAGGGCACCGCGUAACCAAGGAAAUGAGCGCGUGAAAGAAAAUUGGAACCCCGACAUACGUGAUGAAUUUGUUGGGGAACAAAUUGCGGAAGAGGACUCGAGAGAAACCGAGCCCGACAAAAGAGAAGAGACCUCACCAGCAAGCGUUGAGCUGGAGGGCGGGAGUCGGGCGGACAACAAACGAGACAAGUGGGACCCGUUAGACCGCUCAGAUCACCGACAGAUCACGACGCUGGUGAAAGAGUUAGACGUGAAUGAGGCAAUAGCAAACGGCUACCAGAGUGACAAGGAUUACGCAAGAAUAGUGAAUGAACCAUUGCGUUUCGCUCAAUUUGAGCUACGCGACAAUUUACUAUAUUUCACAGAACACGGUAGGACGUACCUAUGCGUCCCAGACACCACGGUUGGGGAAUGGCACAUAAGGACGUUACUGAUAUCACACGCGCACUCGAUAGUGUCACACCUAGGAUACAAGAAGACAUACGCAUAUAUGAGGGAAAGUCUAUAUUGGAAAAAUAUGGCUAAAGACGUGGAGAAAUUCUGUGCAGCAUGCGUGUCUUGCGCAUCAUCCAAGAAGUCGACUCAGAAACCGUACGGGCUGCUGAAACCAUUACCGGUACCCAAAUACCCGUGGGCACAGAUUGGCGUCGAUUUCCUGGGACCAUUAACGGAAUCGGCGACCCUACUGGGUAAAUUCGACAUGGUAUGCGUGGUAAUCAACCACCUUACGUGCAUGGCGCACUUGAUACCAACAAGAUUGGACUACACGGCCCGCGACAUGGCCGAGGUAUUUCACGCGAACGUCUUUAGGCUGCACGGGGUACCCGAGAUCAUCAUUAGCGACAGAGACAAGUUAUUUACAUCGAUCUUCUGGAAGACGCUCUAUGAACUAUUAGGUACCGAACUGAGACUGUCGUCGGCGUUCCACCCACAGACGGAUGGGCAGACCAAAAGACUCAUACGCACGAUACUGGCGCUGAUACGCGUGUGCAUAAACCCAGCGUUGAGAGACUGGGCAACCAAGUUACCUAGCAUUGAGUUCGCAGUAAACUCUGCUAGGUCGGAGACCACCGGGUUCAGUCCAUUUGCACUGAAUUACGGACGAACCCCACGUCCGAUAUUAGUGCGAACCAAUACUGAUAUGUACGGGGUACGCGACGCGGCCCGCAACAUCAAAUACGCACUAAUGAUAGCACACGAUGCCAUCAUUGGUUCGCGAAUAAGUCAGAUGGUCGAAGCUAACAGACAUAGAAGACCUUCACCGUUUAAGACCGACGACUUAGUAUAUGUUAGUACCAAGAACAUGAGAGUACCGCUGGGGAAACCACACAAGCUAUUGGCGCAAUGGAUCGGACCAGUAAGAAUAGACGGUGUGGUCAAGGAAGGGGCCACUUACCACGUAGAGUUGCCCGAUGACUUGAAGCGAAGAGGGAUAAAGCCAAUAUUCCACGCGUCGCUACUGAAACCACACGUACCAUAUGAGGAUCGUCGCUUCCCGGGAAGGAACUACAAGCAGAUAGCCUCCUUAGAAGCCGAUGAUGAUGAAUGGGCGGUUGAGCGGAUAGGUGGACAUCGCGGCAAGGGGAAUAACGCGAUGUUUGAGAUAGUAUGGCAAUCGGGAGACCGUACCUGGGAAUCAUACCGCGUGGUACGGCACCUUGAGGCCCUAAAACAAUAUUUCGAAGCCUUAGGGAUCAGCCGCACUAAAGAGCUACCGUGGAAAGAAGACGGGGAAGUACCGUACGAUGAGCUUAGCGAUAGUGGGUCUGAAACCAUCGAAUGCGCAAGCGUAAGGGUACUUAAGGAAGCGAUAUGGGAACCUCAACCGGUCAUCAGCACCAUAUUUCACUGCCUAAGACUAGAUCCUUUAUUAUCGCACUUGACUCUAUCUACAAAAUGUACUACGGCCGGCGAAGACGCCGCAGUCGCGACCGAGAACGGCGGCGGGAUGCACCACCAGCGUACGACCCAGGGCCCGACGAACGAGUCGAUGCAGGUUUACUACGGCUGCUCAACACGGUGGCCCAGACCAGCCUCGAAACCGUUAGGGCAAGAAACGCUCCACCCCCCCAAAGGGGAAGGCGAGGACGGUUCGGGAGGCCGAACAUGGCCAGGUCCCCGCACGUCGGGAGAGGUCAGAUGGACCUGUACGAAGGUAUUGUUGGCGUCAGUACCAAUGGGCCAUUGCGUGCACGACCGAGAGAGCGGACUUACCAAGGGUCAUCUACAGGAAGACGCCUUAAACGGCGACGCACUCGACUUAAUGCUAGGAAUCGCGGCCGAUCACCUACCAGAAGCACGUCGGCCUCCCGGUCUAGCGAUGGAUCCACCGUACGAGGAAGAAGUACUUCGACCGAGCAUGGACGAAGAACGCGAACGGGAGGAAAACGAGCGCGUACCCGAUCCAGUCCCUACGACCCUACCGGAUCCGGUCGAGAGGAGACCGGCGAAUCAUCCGAGGAGACCAGCGACGGAACCGACCCAGGCAGGGACGGUUGGACUGCAAGUCAACGAGCUGGCAAGGAAGGUAUCGCGGGCGAUUCUCUCGGUCGAGAACGUCAUAUCAGGAGUGGGACAUCAUGGAAGACAUGUCCCGUAUCGCGCUUCGAGCACUAAGGAUAGAAGACGAACCCAGGAUCGGGGACGCAAACUACCCCCAGGAGCUGAUCAGGAGGGCGUAUCCCAUGCCCCAGAUGCCAGAGUCGACGGAGAGGGCGAUCGACGACCUCAUACUGGGGAUCGAGGAGCACUGGGCGACGGUCAGGGGGAACAAGGCGACUUUGAGACACUACGUACUGUCGAGGCUCCCGAAUCCAGCAUCGGAGAGGACGAGGACGAGCCCUCACCUGGCAGCGACGCAGGAGCCGAGCCGGCCAUCGUCGGCGACCGAGACGACCCAGAUGUCCGCGAUGCCACUGACCACGUUGCCAAGUGGACCAACCUCGGGCCAGACAUCGAGAUGCGGGACGCCGACAAGGGACUCAAGACCAUCGAGCCUGAACAACCUUGCAUCUCCCCAAGGAAGCUCGAACUCAAGCGAUCUUCUACGCGUCGAGGAUCUGAUCGAAACGACGGAAAAGGAGGAGAGCGAACCGACGGAGGAAAGGGAAGGAAGUGA
This is a messenger RNA of Rhizoctonia solani, 7986 nucleotides long. RefSeq names its product Transposon Ty3-G Gag-Pol polyprotein. The record is from RefSeq and is a predicted model, not a curated record. Gene Ontology annotation, biological process: DNA integration. The transcript has 2 exons. Lineage: Eukaryota; Fungi; Basidiomycota; Agaricomycetes; Cantharellales; Ceratobasidiaceae. Gene Ontology annotation, molecular function: nucleic acid binding; zinc ion binding. Bases 1 to 7986 code for a protein of 2661 amino acids.